This is a messenger RNA of Danaus chrysippus (African queen), 2817 nucleotides long. NCBI's taxonomy places the organism in Eukaryota, Metazoa, Arthropoda, Insecta, Lepidoptera, Nymphalidae. The record is from the annotation of a GenBank genome assembly.
AUGAAGAUUGAUAGUAAACCACUUCGAUACGCUCAUGCUGAGGGUCACACAGAUGUAUGCUAUACUGAGGAUGGAAAACACAUAAUUACUUGUGGUCACGACGGAGAUGUUAGAAUUUGGCUGGAUAUAGAAGAUGACGAUCCAAAUUCCCACUGUGUUGGUGAAAGUGCUUUGUCCGUUUGCUUCAAAGAUGGCAGGCUGUAUGUUGCCACUGACAAUCAUGCAGUACAAGCAUACACAUUCCCGGCAUUUGAUAAAGAUGGGAUAAUAACCAGGUUUACAGCACCGGUCACUCAAAUUAUGUCUAAACCUAAAAUAGAAGCACUGGGUUGUUCUUCUGAGAAUAUGGAAGCUAAAAUUUGCAGUUUGGAAGGUGGAGCCCCAUUAUUUGUAAUGUCUGAACACAAAGGCCCAGUACUUAGUAUAGCAAUAUGUCCGAACAUGAAGCAUGCUUGUACAGCAUCAGGUGAUGGGUUUAUGAGGGUCUGGGAUAUUGAUACGCAGAAAGUUGUGAAGGAACUCUCCUGUGUACCCAAGAUAAAUACUUUCUAUUCAGCUAAAGUGCUUUGCAGAAUGGAUUUUGAGCCACAAGAAGGUAAAUCCUUAGCUUAUCCAAAUAACAGAGAGAUCAUUAUAUUGGAUUGUGAAUCAUGGAAUCAGAGAGUGGCAUUCACACAUAGUACAAUUAAAUGUGCUAUCUCACAAUGCCUAUACUCUCCGUCUGGUCAAUAUUUGGCGGGUAGUACAGUGGCUGGUCAGAUAGCUGUGUGGGAGGUUGAGUCUGGAGCCUGUAUAGACAUCAUUGAACAUCCCACAUCACAUAACGUGUCUUCUAUGACUUGGAAUCCUAAAGAUAAUGGUGUUUUGGUGUACUGUGAUGUUGCCGGUCAAAUGGGUAUGUUGCUCAACUGUUAUGGGAAGGAUAGCAACAAAAUCACUGAUGAAAAUACAGAUGUGGAGAUGGUCGAAAGAGAUGACGAAAAUGACUUGGAUAAUUUAAUAGAGAAUUAUGAAAGUGAUGAUGAUAAUGCUAUAUCCUUGGAGAGAAUCAAGAAUCAGACUUUAAAGACGGUUGAUCAGGACGAUUCCAGGCCUGUGUCAAGAGCUACUGUUGUACCACAGAGUACUGCUGCACAACCAGCGUUUCAACCAUCCUCAACACCUGUACAUUUAGAACAUAGGUACAUGUGUUGGAACGAUAUCGGUAUAGUCAGAUGUCAUACAGCAGAGAACGGCGAGUCUACUAUAGAUGUGGAAUUUCAUGACUCAAAUUUACAUCACGGCAUACAUUUAAACAAUUAUUUGAAUCACACUAUGGCUAGUUUGUCCGCCAAUGUUCUGGUAUUAGCGUGUGAGACUCCAAGGUAUCGAAUAUUUGUUUGUAGCAAGCUGGUGUGUAUAUCGCUAGCCGGCAGCAGUCGUGAGUGGAGCGUUUGUAUGACGGACACAGAGGAGGUGGUGUGCGUGGGCGCGGGCGGGGUGGUCGCGUGUUGUACCAACGCCAGGCUGUUAAGGCUGUAUACACCACUGGGGACGCAGAGACAGGUGAUAUGUCUCUCGGGGCCGCCUGUGACGCUCGCGUGCUACAACACUACAGUCGCUGCCGUGUACCACAGGACAGAUCCCGGGGUCACUGACCAGCAUCUCGCUAUGGACAUCAUAGCACUUAAUGGUCGUCAGGUCCGCAGUAAGACAGUACCACUUCCUCUAUCAUCGGGGUCCAAGUUAUCCUGGCUGGGCAUGUCAGACGCGGGGUCCCCAUGUGCCCACGACUCCGCUGGGGUCCUACGUCUCUAUGACGUCACUAGCGCCCUCUGGAUACCGAUAUGCGACACUAGUCAUCAUUCUAAGGGGGUUUCGGACUCGUGGUUUAUUGUAUCGGUCAGUGAACCGACACAGAAAGUUCGAGCAAUAUUAUGUAGAGGUGCCUCAUUCCCGUUGACCGUACCGAAACCAAUCAUCGCUGAAUUACCGAUACAGAUACCGUUAUGUGAGUUAGAUACAGAAAAGGCACAAUACGAGGAGCAGUUGGUGCGAUGGGCGCAUAUGACGUCAGAUGUUGACAUCAAAACAGCCAGAGAGACUGCCUUGAAGUUGUUUGCUUUGGCGUGUCGCAGUGAGAUAGAGCAAAGGGCGUUGGAACUAAUGGAAUUAUUGAGAGACGAUCGUCUGUUACCUCUCGCCGCGAAAUACGCGUCGCGGUUAGGGCGGAUACAUCUGGCUGAGAAAUUAACUAGUCUCGCUGAAACAUGGGAGAGUGACGCGAGUAAGGUCAAUGACACACAAAUGACGCACUUCACGGAGUUGGAUACACAGGAGACUUAUGACGUCACAGAACAACACGAAGAUCUGAACGCGAGCUUAAUAAUACCACAGAAAACAACGAAGAAGAAAGAAGCGGAGACUGUGUUGAAACCUGUUCCAAUCAAAUCAUCGCCGGGCGGCGCCAGGAAUCCAUUUAAGAAACAUCAAGAUAACAAGCCUAGCCAAAGUCCUCUCAGCCUCACAGAACGAACGCUGGUCGAAGUACAUCAACCACAAACGGAUGACACCGAAAAUAAUGACUCACUAAAACCGGCAGACGGCGAGACGUUCGUAGAGUGGUUUUCAAGGAACAAGUCGAUAUUAGAAAAACAGAAUCCUGAACUAACACCCGCGGAAUUAACACGACACUGUGUGAGGACGUUCAAGAGUUCGCAAAACAAAGUGGUAGAAAAUGGUCAGAAGAGAAAAUUGGGUGAAGAUGAUGAGACUCCGGCCACUAGCGCGCCAAAACAGUCCAAAUUAAGCGCAUUUGCAUUCUCCAAAAAGACUUGA